Aspergillus wentii DTO 134E9 is the source of this 3432-nucleotide messenger RNA. RefSeq names its product histone deacetylase hosB. Gene Ontology annotation, cellular component: nucleus. The record is from RefSeq and is a predicted model, not a curated record. Bases 1 to 3432 code for a protein of 1143 amino acids. Gene Ontology annotation, molecular function: histone deacetylase activity. NCBI's taxonomy places the organism in Eukaryota, Fungi, Ascomycota, Eurotiomycetes, Eurotiales, Aspergillaceae. The transcript is spliced from 3 exons.
AUGGACCCCUCCAACCGCGACGAUCCUCCAGCAUCGCUAUUCACCACCACGACUGCUUCCUGCAGGUCCACCAACCCACCGCCAUUUGGGAGCAAUCUGAAUCUCAUGUCGCCGGAUCCGAAUACAACCGCGACUCCUAUUCCAGCUUCUCCCCCAAUGAUUUCGCCCUCCUCGUUGCUGUCUCCGUCCGAUGGCCCCGCGCGUUCCCCUGCCAUCCAACAACAACAGCAGCACCAGCAGCAACAGCGUGCGCCCCGGCGGACUCCCAGCUCAAAUUCACUGAGGGAUGAGAAUCGCAAGUCUAGUCCCAGUCUGCAGAAACGUUCUUCGACCGCGUCACUGCGAUCUGCUCGCAACAGUGGCGGCUCUACGUCUCCCCGCCCCAGUUUGUCGCGACGCUCUUCCUCCAAUUUCGCGACUUCUCCUCCCACAACAAACCACAUAAUGUUGGCAAAAAGGUCCUCUCUACCAGCGGCGCCUGAGAAUCCAAUGCCUACUUCCGCGUCCAUUGCGGCGGAGCAUUUCCAAAAGGAGAUGGAAAUGCACAAGUCCGCCGACCUUCAGUCGAAGACUCUUGUUGUUGUCCAUGAUGACUGCUAUGGCCACCGCUUCUCGCGACCCCGGACUUCCAAAGCAGCAUUGGGGACUAUAGUCGAGAGGCCGGAACGUAUCCGCGCUGGUGUGCUAGGUGUGUCCGCCGCCUACGUCCGUCUUGGACGCAGACACGCCGGAGGGCGUUUCGCGCCUCAUCCUAAUGUGGACCUCCCACGAUUACCCGUUCCACCGUUCCAAAUUCGCAAGACAGCGCGGUCCCUGGCACUCACUUCACCGGCUGUGACGCAUGUACACGGAUCUAAAUGGAUGGACGAUCUAAAGAAUAUGUGCGACGUAGCUGAAUCGCGACUCGCGUUAAACGGCAAGGAGUUGGCUCGACCACGCAGUGCUGGGAGAGAUAGCUCCUCUGCCAGUGGCCCAGCACUUCAUGAAGGUGAUCUAUACCUGUGCUCUGAGUCGUUGAAUGCCUUUGAAGGAGCUCUGGGCGGUGUUUGUGAGGGCGUGGAUGCUGUCUUCGGUCCCAAUUCCACGCAACGAGCAUUUGUUUGCAUUCGUCCUCCUGGUCAUCAUUGCUCCUCGGGUCACCCGUCAGGAUUUUGCUGGAUUAACAAUGUUCAUGUGGGUAUUUCUUACGCUGCCAUGAUCCAUGGUCUCACCCACGCAGCCAUUCUGGACUUUGACCUCCAUCAUGGGGAUGGUUCCCAAGAUAUUGCAUGGCAGCAAAAUAGCAAGGCUAUCACUGCCGCCAAAAAUGCUGCUAGCCACAAGAAAACCAUGAUCGGCUAUUAUAGUUUGCACGAUAUCAAUUCCUAUCCCUGCGAGAUAGGCGAUCUAGAAAAGGUGCGUAAUGCGAGUGUGUGUAUUGACAAAGCCCAUGGACAGUCGAUCUGGAACAUCCACCUCGAGCCUUGGAAGACUGAUUCGGAAUUCUGGGAGCUGUAUGCCUCUAAAUAUGCGCUAUUGAUUGAGAAAGCGCGUGCCUUCUUACGACUGCACACCGAACGCCUUGCCAGUUUGCCCAACGGACCGCAACCGAAGGCGGCGAUUUUCAUCUCUGCAGGUUUCGAUGCGAGUGAAUGGGAGGGUGCCGGAAUGCAAAGGCACAAGGUGAACGUCCCAACCGAUUUUUACGCCAAGUUCACCGCCGAUAUAGUCAAAAUGGCCCAGGAAGAAGGGCUGGGCACCGAUGGACGGGUUAUCAGUGUUCUGGAAGGUGGAUACAGUGACCGAGCCCUGACCAGCGGCAUUUUAAGUCAUUUAGCUGGUAUGGGGGAUACAACGACGGGUACGGAUAGUGCAGACGAGGAUCAUAUUAACCAUUUUUCUUCCGAUAUGACGGGCCGCCUGGGUCUAUCAGAUUCUCCUCCAACAGACUUUAGAAGUCCCAAACCAAAGGCAGCUUUCAACACUGACUGGUGGGCGCCGACUUUACUCGAAGAACUGGAGGCACUGGUGUAUCCACCAGUCCUUGUGACCAAGCCUCGCGAGAAAUCCACCCCCACUUAUUUUGCGCCAACGCAGUCUUUCACAGCUAAAGUCGUCAAUCCAUCUCGAGAUAGAAGGUCCAACAGUUCUGCGGUAAGCUUGGAAACUGAAGCUCCACUACCAGAAGUCGGAUGGGCUACUGCGACGCACGAGUUGUCUAAGAUCCUCAUUCCAAGCUAUCGACAGACGAUGAGCUGCCGACCUGAAGAACUCAAUGCAGAAGCCUCUCGCGUGCGAAAAGAGCGCCAGGCAGCAGCUGAAGGUAUUGUCACUCCAGCGCCAACAGCGCCAACAGCGCCAGCAGUACCUGAAGAAGGCCGAAUGAAGCUUCGCACAAGGAAGCCGAAGUCUUCUCUACCUAGUACACCCAAGAUGGAGAGCCCCAAGCAACAGGUUCUGAAAGGCAACCGGAGAACCACUAUAGAUCCUGCCAGCGACCUUCCCGAUGCCUCGCUUGACAAAUCACUUGCAGCUCGCGCUGGUCGCAGAAAGAGUACACCGUCAACACCAGUAACCGAUGCAGAAACAAACCCGGGAACCUCGCGCCCAGGAACGGCGGCAAGCAACCGAUCCUCCACAUCGACGACUACGCGGAGGACGAGUACAACUCGAUCGACCCCCAAACGCUCUGCCAGCCCCAAGACAGUGCCUCCGGUGCCCAGAGUUCCCUCGGGAUUUCUUUCCAAUCCCAGCUCUGGCCAAGGAGAACAGACUGAAUUGGGGUCUCACUCCGUGUCCGUGAGUCAAGAAAUUUCUACACCUGACGACAUAGACAGUCUGGCUGCAGGCGUACGGAAGCUCAACAUCAAGCUGAAAGUACCAUCACCGGAAGAGAAUGCUGCCCGCGAAAAAAAGGCGGCCGAACAGCGUAAGAAGUCAAUGCCCAAAGGAUCUUCAAAGACACCAAAGUCUCCCAAGAGGACUAACGGUGCAAAAACGUCUCGCACAUCGAUGGCAAAGUCGGUGGUUCAAUCCAAUCCGCAGCCUAGCGCUCUUCAGACUACGUCUGCACAGCCCGAAACUGAUCAUAGUGUGAGGGAAGAAAAUCAGGAACCAACGGUCAAUCCUCCAAAUAUGGCAUCCGUGACCUCUUCGCCGGCCAUGUCCUCGAUUCCAGACUCUGUCACCGUCGGAAGACCAGGCCGGAAUAUCCCCACGAAUGUAUCAACACAAGCACCUGCUUUGGGAUCAGCUAUGUCUCCCCCUCUCACACCUGGGACGACGAAUGAUACAGUCCGGCCUCAACUUUCAAUCUUUUCGCCCCCAACGUCUGCAGCCCAAGCCAAAAGUGGUCUUCCCACCUUCACAUCAACCGGACCCAUUCCAUUUGCACCUCCGAGUGCCGUUAAUAACGGAAGCCAAUCGUCAUCAGAAUCACCACCGCCACCCUAG